Molecule: messenger RNA, 2359 nt
Organism: Cyprinus carpio (common carp)
Lineage: Eukaryota; Metazoa; Chordata; Actinopteri; Cypriniformes; Cyprinidae
Product: rab-like protein 2A
Cellular component (GO): endosome; Golgi apparatus
Molecular function (GO): GTP binding; GTPase activity
Source: RefSeq, a predicted model, not a curated record
UCCUAGCGUUGCUUAGAGACGCGUUGUUGUCGUGCAUGUUCAAUGAAUUUUCUGGACCCAAACCGAGAAUUUUCAUCACAAAAUAGCGAUGUUUUCUCGCCUAUAAUCCAGCCGUGAAUUCAAACAAACUGUCGACGAGCCUUAAAUAUAUCUGCCUGGGAUUGUAAAACAAUCUUGCGCCGUAGUGAUUAGCGGGGUUAGUUAGAUAUCUUGUGUUCCAGACACGCUAAUCUGCUAAUUAGCCAGCUAGUCAAAGCGAGAUUCGGACGCGCUCGAUGUAUCUUUGGGAAUAUAAACUAUACUUUUUACGGUUUAUUGCUGGUAAAGUUGAACUAAAUGAGUCGUUCGUGUGAAGGAGUAAAGCAGCAACGGCUGUCAUCAUCAUCAUCUAAUCCCGCGGCGUUAAGAGGCUCUGUUUAAACUCCUGCUGCUCUCUCUCGCGAUGGAAGCAGGAGCCGUUUCUGAUCUGGACCUGGACAAAUAUGACGCUGAUAAGCAGGUCAAGAUCAUCUGCCUCGGAGACAGCGCUGUGGGCAAAUCCAAGCUUAUGGAGAGAUUCCUUAUGGAUGGAUAUCGUCCUCAGCAGCUCUCCACAUACGCUCUGACUCUCUACAAAUACAGCAGCACCAUCAAUGGGCAGACUGUCCUGGUUGACUUCUGGGAUACUGCAGGACAGGAACGUUUUCGAAGCAUGCACCCGUCUUACUACCAUAAAGCUCAUGCCUGUAUCAUGGUGUUUGAUGUCCAGAGGAAAAUCACGUAUAAGAACCUCCCAAUUUGGUACAAAGAACUGCGAGAGUACCGGCCAGAGAUUCCCUGUCUAGUGGUCGCUAACAAGAUCGAUGCUGACACGAAGGUCACCCAGAAGAAUUUCAGCUUUGCUAAGAAACAAGGUCUGCCCUUCUACUUUGUAUCUGCUGCUGAUGGGACCAAUGUGGUCAAGAUGUUUAAAGAUGCCGUUCAGAUGGCUCUGUCCUACAAGAGGAACUCCAACGACUUUAUGGAUGAAGUCAUGAGGGAGCUAGAGAACUUUGAUUUAGACACUAAAGAAGAAUCAUCUGAUAAAGACGAGGAGACGCAAGAGGGAAAACCGGACUCGGCAUGAUCACGUCACAUUCUCUCAUUCUCUUUCUCCGCUGCUCCUGCACUUGAACUGAUGAGUUCCUCAGAUCAUGGCUGUCCUCCCACCAACUCUACCUCACACCACUCAAAGUGUGUGUCUGUUCACGAAAAAAAUUAUGAUUCUGUGAAUGUACAGCUGAUUGACCUGAUGACGGAAUCACAAUGCACUCUGAACGCAGAUUUGAUACAAAUUGUGCAGCAUGCAGAUUUAGUAAAAAAAAAAAAAAAAAAGCAAAAAAAUUUGGCACUCUAAAGAGACUCUGUCUGGAAUGUGAAGAUUUGUGCUAAAUGUAACAUGAAAUAUUUUUUUUUUUAAGUGUAAUAUUUUACAACAGUUGCACAUUUCAAAUAACAAUUUGUGAUGCUCACGAGUUGAUGAUAAACAUCUUGAUCUUUGUGCAAAGGGUAGCUGAUUAUCCUGUAUUUUAAUACAUCCAUGUUCCCUUAAAGUUUUACAUUAAUAUAAAUGUAUAUGUCCACCUUAUUUGCCAACUAAACAGAUUUUUAUAUUAAAGCGAUUUGUUGCAAGCAUAUCUGAGCGCAGGAUGAGACUUUCCUCAGGAAUGGAUGAGAAGACAGCCAUGACACAAACUCAGUGUAGCAGAUGAAUGUGAAAACCAGAAGCUGAUCACUGACAAUUACAAACAGCCCGGUUACAGUUCAGGCUGUGAAAUGAUAAACUUGAUAAUGUGCAGCGUCCACAUGCAGCUGUCUGAUGAUCUGUUCAGUGAAACUGUGGAAGUUAAGGACUAUAUCUCGUGAAAUGUCAAGAACAUGCCUGUCAUGUUACAACAAAAUCAAAACACAAUCCUUCUCAUUUUAUUUUUAAAUUACUGAUUGUAAAUUAUUUCAGUUUUAAAGUAUUUGUUUAUCAUAGUUGUCUUUUUUAAUGAAUGUAAUUUACGCUGAUUUUAAAUAAUCCAAAUUAUGUUUGUCAUGCAUAAUUGUCAUAAAAAUGCAAAAAUGGUCCUAAAAAGAUCAUGCUAAAAAUAGACACAUUUAGGCAGUUUUCUUGUGCAAAAAUGAUAAUUGGAGUUAAACAUGACCCAGAUAUUUCUUCACAAAUUUCCCCUUUAGAGACAAGAAAUAAUUAUUACUGUAAAGAGCAUUUAUUCAUAUUGCACAAACUGUGGAGGUUGUUUUUUUUGUUUUGUUUUAGAUUAUUGCUUUUGGUUUGUGUUUUGUGAUGUUCUGCACAAGUGCUUUAUAUGUGACCCUGGACCACAAAACCAGUCUU